Messenger RNA from Scylla paramamosain (green mud crab), 1558 nucleotides. RefSeq names its product E3 ubiquitin-protein ligase Siah1-like. Gene Ontology annotation, molecular function: ubiquitin conjugating enzyme binding; zinc ion binding; ubiquitin protein ligase activity. Bases 1 to 897 code for a protein of 298 amino acids. Gene Ontology annotation, cellular component: cytoplasm. The transcript has 8 exons. NCBI's taxonomy places the organism in Eukaryota, Metazoa, Arthropoda, Malacostraca, Decapoda, Portunidae. Gene Ontology annotation, biological process: multicellular organism development; proteasome-mediated ubiquitin-dependent protein catabolic process. The record is from RefSeq and is a predicted model, not a curated record.
AUGUGUCCGUGUCCCAGUGCCUCUUGCAAGUCGCAAGGCUCCCUCGAGCAUGUCAUGCCACACCUCAUGAGCGUCCACAAGAGAGAAGACAUUGUGUUCCUGGCAACAGACAUCAAGCUGCCAGGUGCAGUGGACUGGGUCAUGAUGCAGAGUUCCUUCGGCCACCACUUCAUGUUAGUGCUGGAGAAGCAAGAGAAAUUGGAAUUGAAUGGACCAAGACGGAGACUCACCUGGGAAGCCACGCCCCGAUCCAUACACAAAGGCAUCCAAUCAGCCAUCAUGAACUCAGAUUACCUGGUGAUUACCUGGAGUUGGAAACUAUAUGAAGCUGUUAGUAUCAGAGUUCUCCGAGACUCGGGCUGCUCCGCCACUCUGCUCCACACGGACAAGACGGAACAUGAAGACACCUGUGAGUUCCGGCCGUACAUGUGUCCCUGUCCCAGUGCCUCUUGCAAGUGGCAAGGCUCCCUCGAGCAGGUCAUGCCACACCUCAUGAGCGUCCACAAGAGUAUCACCACUCUCCAAGGAGAGGACAUUGUGUUCCUGGCAACAGACAUCAAGCUGCCAGGUGCAGUGGACUGGGUCAUGAUCCAGAGUUGCUUCAGCCAUCACUUUAUUUUGGUGCUGGGGAAGCAAGAGAAGUUUGAUGGCCACCAACAGUUCUUUGCCAUUGUGCAGCUCAUUGGGUUCAGGAAACAGGCUGAAAACUUUGCAUACAGCAGCUUCUCCCUGCACCGAGCACCGCCAAGCAGCACCAGAGAGGCACGAGUACGUAAGGUGAGUCCAGAGAUGCCAGUCUUCCCUCAGUCAGCCUUACUGCCUGCCUUUACUACAAUAGUGAACUGUCUUGUGCUCGUUUAUUUAGGUUUUAUUAUUCGAUUUUUAGGUAUUUUUUGAGGUUAUUGAUUUAUUUUUAGUCUUUGUUUACAUCUGAGUCUGGAAACAGCUGAAGAUUUGGGGAAAUAUUGAAAGUUCGUCAAUAUGUAAACAAACUCAGCUGAGGUAGAGGCAGGGCGUCAGUGUUUUCAGCUAUUAUUUGCUUCGUCUCUCACUUAUUGUAAGCCAAACAUGUCAUAAGAUGGAGCCACAUGUCUAGCCUUCAUAUCCGUUGGUCAAAUAUAUACACCAUUGCCUAGUUUUGUUGUCAAGAAGGAAUUAUUGAGGUAAUAUGGCGGCCAGCUCCCCCACUGAGGUCGCUGCCGAGGGCCGCCAUGAUGGAUUGUUGCCUGUUCCGGCUUGCUGGUUCCAAUAUUUUUCAAAAAUUUUCUGAAUGACUUUAUUUGGCUUGUAUAGUAAGAUUUUAUGGUUUCUAAAAAUAUUUCGUUGCUUUUGAAAAGUUUUUCUUGCUUCUGUUAAGUAAAUGUACCGAAUUUUCUGCGGUUUUUUUGUGUAGGUAAAGGGCAGUUUAUACGGUGAUAUUUACCCAGAGUGAUUUUCGGCUCUUUUAUUUGAGGCUUUAAUGAAGAUAUUAUUGCUUCAAAAAAUCGUUUAUGGUAUAUGAAGUGUUUUGCGUUCCUGUUGAGUUAAGUGUGUGGACUUUGAAUAGGCUUAUGGUCCC